Guillardia theta CCMP2712 is the source of this 612-nucleotide messenger RNA. RefSeq lists its product as hypothetical. The record is from RefSeq and is a predicted model, not a curated record. Lineage: Eukaryota; Cryptophyceae; Pyrenomonadales; Geminigeraceae. Bases 1 to 612 code for a protein of 203 amino acids. The transcript has a single exon.
AUGUCCAAUUCGCUGCUGUGGAAAGAUUUGGACCUUGCAUCGACUGAGCACUAUGUGUCGUUGAAGGAUGCACAAUCACGGUGGGACUGGUUGAGAGACAGGUUCUCAAAGGAACUUGGAAAUGACGAGGAUCGGGUGAAGAUCCUCGUGGAUCUUUUCUAUUACACCCUGCAGUUUGGGAUAGACAAGUCAUUCACGUAUGACAAGCUCUCUGCCUUGCUCUCAAUCAUCAAACAAUCGCAUGAAGAAUCCAUGAAUCAGUUUCUGCCUGCCACCACAAGCUUCGAAAACUUCAAAGAUCUGCUCAUCCGUCACUGUGUCAACCGUCCACCAUACAGUGUGGGACUGUUCACUAUGCAGGAUUCUGCCAUGAUAACGGAUUUCGUUUCCAAGGGCUAUUAUCGGCACUACAUGCUUUACAAAUAUGCUUUCACGAAGAAGACAGAACUAAGUUUCUCUACCUACUACACUUACACCAAGAAUCCUAUCGACGAUCUACCAGCCGGAUUCUUGCAGCCCCUCAAGCUUGCGCAGGAAGAGAACGAGAAGCUCAAGAAGUCUGAGGAAGAGGCGAGCAGAAACGGCACAGAAGAUGAGAAAAAAGUCGGCUGA